UUGACCCCAAGGCCGAGUCGUCACCACAUACCUGCCCACCACCGCCCACCAUGUCGGCGUUCAAGAACCUCCUCGGGGGCAAGAAGGAGGAGGAGAAGACCUUUGUUGACGACAUGCGCGAGUCAUGCAAGCUGUCGUACCGUGAGAGGCUGUAUGGGUUUGGGAUCAUGUUCUCUGUGGGAUGUGUCCUCGGUAUCAUGUCGACGUUCUUUGUGUGGGACAUCCCCAAGGGCAAGCCGGCGGCGUUUGCCAUCACCUACUCGCUCGGCUCGCUCUGUGCCAUUGGCUCAUCGGCCUUUCUGGCUGGGCCAUGGAAACAGAUCAAGUCGAUGAUGAAGGAGACUCGGAUUAUUGCAAGCUCAGUGUAUGUGGUGGCUAUUGGCUUUACCCUCUACUUUGCUCUCGGGCCCAACGAGCCUGUCCUCGUCCUCAUGUGCAUCAUCAUCCAGUUCCUGGCUGGCAUCUGGUACUGCCUCUCCUACAUUCCCUACGCCCGCCGCUGCGUCAAGUCGACGCUCGGCGGUAUGGUCGGCGUGUAG
Molecule: messenger RNA, 539 nt
Organism: Thecamonas trahens ATCC 50062
Lineage: Eukaryota; Apusomonadida; Apusomonadidae
Product: vesicle transporter SFT2A
Exons: 2
Coding region: 51-539 (162 amino acids)
Biological process (GO): vesicle-mediated transport
Cellular component (GO): membrane
Source: RefSeq, a predicted model, not a curated record